Aspergillus melleus is the source of this 1008-nucleotide messenger RNA. RefSeq lists its product as uncharacterized. Gene Ontology annotation, cellular component: core mediator complex; mediator complex. Bases 1 to 1008 code for a protein of 335 amino acids. Gene Ontology annotation, biological process: regulation of transcription by RNA polymerase II. Lineage: Eukaryota; Fungi; Ascomycota; Eurotiomycetes; Eurotiales; Aspergillaceae. The transcript has a single exon. The record is from RefSeq and is a predicted model, not a curated record. Gene Ontology annotation, molecular function: transcription coregulator activity.
AUGAACGCUCAAUUCCAAGCAACGCUCUCCGACUUUGAAUCUAAACUCAAUGCCCUAAUCACCAGCCUCACCACCUCCCCAACCGCCGCCGGCGCCCCCUCCGCGGCCGUGAGCCUCCUCAACGCCGACGACUCGCUCACCUCCGCCGUGGAAACCCUCCGCCAGCACCAAGCGAACUACGCCCGGAUUCUCAAACUGCGCGCCGAAGCCGAGAGUCUCGAAGAUCGCGUGAAGUCGAUCGUUCGCGACGUGGUUCACUACGAGAACGAGAUCCGGACGACCUGCGACGAGGAUGACGAGGAUAGUGAUUCGGAUUUAGACGAUGAUGAGGACGAGAGCGAUCUCUCUGACGAAGAAAGCCGACCCCGUCGUACAGGCCUCCGCAGGACAAAGGAAGUCGAAUAUAAACUCCUUCUCGACUUCGCGCGACGCAUCAGCAAAUACAAUCUGCAAGCGGCGGCCGACGCAGCGGAGGGGAUCCACGGGAACGAAGCAAAGACGCGGAAACGGAUCGAGCAGGAAGAUCAGAAUCAGGAUUCCGAGAUGACAGGGACGAACAGCAACGCGAACGUCAACGCCAACGGCACAGAGACAGAAGGAGGACCCGGCGUGGAGACGGUUUCGUCCGUCACGAAAGACGCGACCGCCUGGCUGGACGAGUCGGCCAAUUUGACGCGCCAGGUGUACAUGCUGCCGUAUCCAAUGGAGGAUCGCAUUCGCGGCGGCCUGAUGGGCCAGAUCCAGCUGGCCGCGGCGGAGGGACGACCUGGGUUCGACGCUGACGGGGAGGUGGAGCGGUUGAUUCGCGAGGCGGAGGGGUCUGGUGUGGCGGAUGCGAUGACGCCCGUGCAGCCUGGGGAAGGCGCCCGGCAUGCUGACGAGGCGGCCAUGGCGGCGGCUCAUGCGGGUUCGGCGGCCACCAGUGCCGGGAGGACGGCUGCGCCGCCGCCAAAGCCCAAGGCGAUGCUGGAUUUGGAUCUGUAUGAUCCGGAUGAGGACGAUGUUUGA